CAGCUAACUAUAUCUAAACACAACAGCCUAGCAUAAUUACGCUGUGCCACCUUUCCAUCAGAUCGUCGUGGCUAGUACACAGACUGAAGUAGAAAUAGCGCUGCCGGGAAGAAACAACAUUAAGUUGGCGACACGAGAGGCACGUCGCUAUAGCCUGUAUAUUUCUCUGAUUGCAUCACUCUUUCAUUUCCAAGACUUGGAAUAUUGUAGCCACGUCCCAGACGAGCUCAUCUGUUCAAUUUGA
Messenger RNA from Fusarium venenatum, 244 nucleotides. NCBI's taxonomy places the organism in Eukaryota, Fungi, Ascomycota, Sordariomycetes, Hypocreales, Nectriaceae. The record is from RefSeq and is a predicted model, not a curated record.